Molecule: messenger RNA, 1902 nt
Organism: Myodes glareolus (Bank vole)
Lineage: Eukaryota; Metazoa; Chordata; Mammalia; Rodentia; Cricetidae
Product: beta-1,3-galactosyltransferase 5-like
Biological process (GO): protein O-linked glycosylation
Cellular component (GO): Golgi membrane; endoplasmic reticulum
Molecular function (GO): N-acetyl-beta-D-glucosaminide beta-(1,3)-galactosyltransferase activity
Source: RefSeq, a predicted model, not a curated record
AUGAAGAUGAGGCUGGUUUAUGCUUUCAUUCUGAUGAUGGGCGCUCUUUGCUUGUACUUCAGCAUGGAACCUUUUGAGGAACCGCCAAUUGUUUACAAGAAAGGUCACGGGAAGUUCCUCCAGCUUCCAGAUAUAGACUGCAAGCAGAAGCCCCCUUUCCUUGUGCUGCUGGUGACUUCGUCCCACAAGCAGCUGGCGGCUCGCAUGGCCAUCCGCAAGACAUGGGGUAGAGAGGCAGAGGUGCGGGGAAAGCGUGUGAAGACCCUCUUCCUCCUGGGGGCCUCAGACAGAACCUAUGAGAUGAAUGCCAUAGCCCAGGAGGGCAAGCAGUACCGUGACAUCAUCCAGAAGGAUUUCAAGGACAUCUAUUUCACCUUGACCCUGAAGACCAUGAUGGGCAUGGAAUGGGUCCACCACUUUUGUCCUCAGUCAGCUUUUGUGAUGAAGACAGACUCAGACGUGUUUGUGAAUGUUGGUUAUCUGACUGACCUGCUGCUAAAAAAAAACAAAACCUCCAGGUUCUUCACGGGUUCCAUAAUGUAUGAUUACACUCCCAUCAGGGAGACAUUCAGCAAGUGGUUUGUGAGUAAAUUUGAAUAUCCCUGGGACAGGUACCCACCUUUUUGUUCUGGUACAGGUUAUGUCUUUUCUAGUGAUGUGGCCAGCAAAGUUUUCAAUGUCUCAGAGAGUGUCCCAUUCCUCAAGCUGGAGGAUGUGUUUGUUGGGCUCUGCUUGGCCAUGCUGAAGAUCCAGCCUGAGGAACUCCACACUGAACCGACCUUUUUCCCAUUUGGCUUAAGCUUCUCUGUGUGCAGCUUUCGGAAAAUUGUGACCUGCCACUCCGUGAUGCCCCAGAACUUACUCACUUACUGGCAGGCACUGGAGAACUCUCAGGAACAGAAUUGCUCUGCUGUCUGAGGGGAGCCUGUGGCGCAAACUUCCAAUAACCUUUGGUGAUACUUGGGAAGAUCUGGGAUGACCUUACUGGGAACUGUCAGGGGUAGAGAGAGAAGAAGGAGGAAUGCAAACAGUGUUGUUCUCAAUGCCAUUCAUAUACAAGCAGAGUCAAGACUUGUUCCCACUUGGCACCCAGAGCAAUAGCAGAUCUCAUCUACCAGGCUUUUGCACUAUGUUCUCAAGGUUUGAGACAUGCCUUCAUCUGCUCAUUUCAGGGCUCAGUAUACAUAUGAAGCCAUGGAUGUGAUCAUUCCCAUUUUACAGGUCAGGAGCCAGUAGCCAUGGUUACUUACUUGUCCAAGGACGCCCAGCCUGAGGAUGGAGCAGGAAUGACAAUCAAUUGUUUUGCUAAUUCAACUGGUGACCCCCCAACUGAGUGUCCCAUUAUUUGCCAGAUGGCAGUGGUGGAAGAAGCUUAGGGUGGGUGUCUUAAAACAAAUAGUGUCCUUCAGGCCCUCUCCUGAGUCCCCUGCCCCUCACUUCCCAAUCCUUCUACUUUUAAAUGCUAAGUCUGGGAUGAACCAGCUUUCUCAGCCCUUUCCCCUCACUUGAAUGAUGUAGCUAGGCAGUGAGUCUGUUAGCUACUGCAUCCUCAAUGCAUCUUCAAUAUGAGACAUGCACACCUGCAGACACUAGCUCACCUCCAUGCUAGAGGAAACUGGGUUAUAUGAGCAUAUAAAUCAGCCUGAGAAGCCAUUGGUGAGUCUUCCUAUAUAGGCUGAUCACAUUGCUGAAAUCCUAGUGAGGGUGAUAUCUCCUCUGAAUCUUCUGGGGCACCUGGUCUCUGCUGAGGAUGUCUUGAUGGAUUAAUGGUGAUCAGUUGCAGCUCUGGAGCACUUUAGACCUCUAAGUUCAAACUCAAGAAGAGCCAGGCACAGGCAUGGUCUGGUGUAGGAGUUCCUUCUGUUUGUGUGCUGCUUUCAUUGGUUAAAGAAUAAAGAAACU